GAGGGCGGGCCCUGGCGGGGUAGAGGGCGCCACCCGAGCUGAGUAGCCUUGAGGCCGUUCUCUUGCUGCAGUCCUCGCGUCCGUGUUCCGUGUUCAGGCAGCUCUCGGCGGGCGCGGUGGUUCUCGCCAUGUCUGCAGCCAUGAGGGAGAGGUUCGACCGGUUCUUGCACGAGAAGAACUGCAUGACUGACCUCUUGGCCAAGCUUGAGGCCAAGACCGGAGUGAACCGGAGCUUCAUCGCACUCGGUGUCAUCGGGCUGGUGGCCUUGUACCUGGUGUUCGGUUAUGGAGCCUCUCUCCUCUGCAACCUGAUAGGAUUUGGCUAUCCAGCCUACAUCUCAAUGAAAGCCAUAGAGAGUCCCAAUAAAGAUGACGACACCCAGUGGCUGACCUACUGGGUAGUGUAUGGUGUGUUCAGCAUUGCCGAGUUCUUCUCUGAUCUCUUUCUAUCAUGGUUCCCCUUUUACUACAUGCUGAAGUGCGGCUUCCUGCUGUGGUGUAUGGCCCCAAGCCCUUCGAAUGGGGCUGAGCUUCUCUACAAGCGCAUCAUCCGCCCGAUCUUCCUGAAGCAUGAAUCCCAGGUAGACAGUGUGGUGAAGGACCUGAAAGACAAAGCCAAAGAAACUGCAGAUGCCAUCACUAAGGAAGCCAAGAAGGCUACAGUGAACUUACUGGGUGAAGAAAAGAAGAGCACCUAGACCCUGUGCUGCUGGCGCUUUCCUGCCCUCCCCGCGCCCUCCUCGUAGAGCUUGAGGUUAUGUCAGAGACUGCGGUGUAACUGUUUUGAUAAUGCUGCCUUGGAAACUUUUUUGAUAUAUUAAAAUGCAGUGUAUUGUAAGUUGUCUGUAUACAUAGGAAGCAUUUAAUUUAAAUUUAAUGCGGUAGGCAAUAUCUAAAUUUUUGAAAAUAUAUUUUGCCUCUGGGUAGGAAAGACAUGUUACUAUCCUGCAGGAAAUAUAAAGUAAAAUAAAAUUAUGUAUCCCACA
This is a messenger RNA of Octodon degus (degu), 986 nucleotides long. RefSeq names its product receptor accessory protein 5 (gene Reep5). Bases 129 to 698 code for a protein of 189 amino acids. The record is from RefSeq and is a predicted model, not a curated record. Lineage: Eukaryota; Metazoa; Chordata; Mammalia; Rodentia; Octodontidae. The transcript has 5 exons.